Molecule: messenger RNA, 3176 nt
Organism: Amphibalanus amphitrite
Lineage: Eukaryota; Metazoa; Arthropoda; Thecostraca; Balanomorpha; Balanidae
Product: transport and Golgi organization protein 6 homolog
Exons: 9
Coding region: 306-3062 (918 amino acids)
Biological process (GO): protein secretion
Molecular function (GO): protein binding
Source: RefSeq, a predicted model, not a curated record
GGCGCGCCGCCGCCCGCGCCGUGCAGCUCACCGUGGCGCUGUGCGUGCUGCCCGCGCUGCCGGCCGGCGUCGGCGUGCCGCUCCAGCAGCGCUCCGAGAACGCCGAGCUGCUGCGGGCCGCCGGCGCGCUCCACACGGACCAGUACCAGCGCCGGGCUGCGGCCGUGCUGGCGGCGCGGCGCCUGCUGCCGCUCAGCGCCGACCGCAGCCUGGCCCGGGCCGUGCUGGACGGCCACGUGACGGACCUGCUGGCGCUGCUGCUGCUGGUGGCGCACGCGCCGCUGGCUGCCGACGGCCGCGCCGGCAUGACGCCCGAGCGGCGCCAGCAGCUGCUGCGCCAGCGGCGCCAGCUGGAGCCGCAGCUGGCGCCGCUGCUGGGCCGGCUGCCGGCCAGCGGCGCCGUGCGCGAGCUGCUGCUGCUCCAGCGCUGCGCCGCCACCAGCAAGCCGCCCCGCCGCUGGCUGCACGAGCGCACCGCCUGGUGGGUGUUCCAGUACGUGCGGCGGCCCGGCGGGCUGGCCGCCGUCACAGAGGGCCUGCUCCAGUUCUGGGGCCAGGACCGGCUCGAUGACGUGCCUCUGGAGAGAAUACAGGCUGUGGCCACGCUGCUUUGUGCACCCCUCCCGGAAUUCAAAGACGAACAGUACUUCACACACCUGGCUUCUGAGGUGCUGAGUCUGCUGCGGCUGCCGCGCCAGGAGGCCCGUGUCACCGUGCUCCGGGUGGCCGGCGCGCUGUCCGCCGCGCUGUGGGCCACUCCGCUGGGCCGGCCGGCGGUCGAGGCCGCCCUGCUGCGGCCCCUGCUGGACCCGCUGUCGGCGGAGCGGCCGGAGCCCGCCGCCGAGGCCGAGCUGAGCGGAGCCGUGACGGCGCUCUGGCAGCUGGUGGUGGUCGGCAGUGAGCCCGACUCGCCCUGUCUGGAGGCGCUGGUGCCGUACGCCGGCGCCCUGCUCAGACUGCACGCCGUGGUCGGCAGCAGCGUGAGCCAGCUGCGCGCGCCGUGCCGCGAGCUGCUGCUGCGGCUGCUGAGCGCCGGCCGGCUGGGCGGCGCGCCGCAGACCGUGGAGCUCCUCCUGCUGUCGGACGGAGUCGGUGAGGCGCGCCGGUUCGCGCUGGGUGAGACGGGCGGCGCGCGCGUCGAGCCGGUGCCCGCUGAGGAGGCCGACAACUGGCUGCUCGAGGACGACGUGUUGGCGGCGGCGUUCUCCGGGCUGCUGGCCGAGGCGGCCGCGCAGCAGCUGGUGGCCGACGUGUUUGUGACGCUGCUGGAGCGGAUGCGCGCGGUGGCCGCACUCGACGGUCUGGCGGAGGAGGCGCCGCCGCCGCUGUCCUCUGCCGAGACCCUGCUGGCCUGGGAGCGGCGGCACGCCGAGCGGCGCCGCCAGUUCCGGCACGGUCUGCUCACACUGCGCGCGCUGGCCGCGCUGACCGACUGUGAGCGGGCGCGGGCCGGCCUGGAGGACGCCGCCCGCCUGGUGCCCGUCGUGCAGACCCUGCUGGAGGGGUUCGAGGCCGGCGGCGGCGAGCCCGGUCUGCUGCAGGUGGAGACGGUCUGCCUGGCGCUGGGGGUGCUGGGCGGUCUGCUUGGCAGCGAGCCCAGCACGGCGCCGUGCUGGGCGGGCGCCCGCCGCCUGGAGCCCGUCCUGCAGCGACUGGCGGGGACUGAGGGUGGCUCGGAGCGCGUGCGGGACAUGGCGGCAGAUCUGCGGACACUGAUCCUCACCAACGGGGCCGUCCGACCCGAGGACCUGGUCACCAGGCCGCCGCAGAGCCGGCCGACCGACGACCGCGUCAAGGCCGACCCGGAUCGCAAACCGGGCCCCGGUCAAAUGCCAGACCAGCGUACUUCUGGCCAGACGCCGCCCGAAGACCAGUGGAUAAAACCGGACCCUGAUGGCCAGGUGGACAGCAAACCGGACCAACGUCGUACGCCCCUGAUCACGGUCCUCGAUUCACGGGACAACACCGACCAAACAGACGCGGCACCCGACUCAGCGGUGAAACUCGAGUCCCCGCUAGAACCUACUCCGACAGCUCAGCGGCGGCUUAAACCUUCCACGGAUGUCGGAUCUGACGCCUCUUCGCCGCCGGUCCCUGGAGAAACGGGGACGGCGUCUGGCGUUACCCACACUGACCCUGCCGCCGUAUCAAAGGACCUAGCGUCAGCCAUCGUCAGGGACAACCCGCCCUGCGGACCCUCGGACCCGGCCUGCGGACCCUCGGAGCCGGCCUGCGGACCCUCGGACCCGGCCCGCGGGCCCUCGGACCCGCCCACCUACCAGCAGGCUAUGUACGAGCUGGUGGACCCCCUGUUGCCGGUGCGCGCGCACGCGCUGCUAUCACUGAGCCGACUCCUGGAGCGUGGCGACCCGGAGACGUGCAGCCACAGGGAGCAGCUGCUGGGUGUGUUUCAGGAUAAGCUCGACGAUGACGACUCGUACGUGUACCUGGCGGCGGUGCGCGGCCUGGCCUGUCUGGCGGACCGGUACACCACACAGGUAGUGCCCGAGCUCUGCCGACAGUUCACUGACCGCGCCAGACACCAGGACACGGAGACGAGGCUCAAACUGGCUGAGGCUCUGGUGCUCGUCGUCCGAAACCUGGGCGACCUGGCGCCGCACCACUCGCCGCCGCUGCUGGCUGCCCUGCUGGCCGGCUGCCGGGACCCCGAGCCGCUGGUGCGGGCCUCCAGUCUCUCCUGUCUGGCAGAGGUGUGCCGACUGCUCCGCUUCUCACUGGCCGCUCACCUGCACGAGGUGUUUGGCUGUCUGUCAGCACUGGUGGACACGGACCCUGCCGUUGAGGUGCGGCGCGCCGCCGUCCUGGUGGUCGCCCAGCUCAUCGAAGGUCUCGGCGCCGACGCUCUCAAGGUGCUGGAGGACGUCCUUCUGCCGCUGUACCGGCGACUCAAGGUGCUGCUGCGCAGGGAGGAGGACCCGGCGCUGCUCCAUCACGUGCAGACGGCACUGGACGGCCUCGAGUCGGCCACACGACAGAUGCUGUUCCCGCCGGCACCCCGCACUCUGCAGAAACGCAUCCUGGUGCUCGACCCGCCGUCGUGAUGCACGCUCGAGACCCGUGAAUGCCCAUCCCAUGUUUUGUGAAGUGAUAUUUGCUAGCAGCGUGUCCAUCACCCAUCCGUGCCAAUACAUGUCGACAGACGGCGGAGUACACAA